CACUGUUCUAAGCUUCAGUUCCUCUUCACACGUGUAAAGCAAACGGACAGCGCCAGGAUGGUCAAGUUUCGAGCUUUCAUACGCAAAUAUGCAGGAUCCGACCCUCGGGUUUCUGAACACUGCAAGGGGGAGAAGGAGCCGGGUUCUUCUCUGGGUGAAUACAGUCGCAUGUGGCGCUCAGUUUGCAAGAAAUGGAUCCUAGAAAGUUUGGACGAGAAGGAAGGCGAGGUCACUCCCGUCUACGUCCUUUACAAUGCCUACUUGAAGGAUAAUCCCCAGCACUACCUGGAUAUAGCCCAGUUUGGAAAGAUUUUGAAGUCAAGAUUCCCAAACAGAAAGUGUCGCCGGGGCAAGCAGGGAGCCCAGAUCUACGUCUACAAGAAUGUGAUCAUCAAGCCCAAAGCAGCAAAUACGGUCAGUCAAGAAGCCAAGAAGGGAUACAAACCAAAGGCCAAGGCAUCAGACGACUCUCCUGACAUAGAUGACUGGCUUUUGAAUGGUAGCCAGUCCAUUGCUGAUGAUCCCCUUGGACAGUUAGGCGUAACAUCAGAGUCGUCGAGUUCGAAAAUACUGCCACCAGUCGACUUUUUGCUGCUGUAGCCCGGAGGAAGUUGUUGUUAUCAAGUAAUCCUUAUGCAUACAGCAACUAUGAAACCAUCAACAACCACGAAAAGUCAAAGACAGAUGUACUGUGUGAUCUGGAAGUUCAGCAUCAUAACAAAGAAGAGGAUGA
Penaeus chinensis is the source of this 733-nucleotide messenger RNA. RefSeq lists its product as uncharacterized. The coding region runs from base 58 to 600 and encodes 180 amino acids. The record is from RefSeq and is a predicted model, not a curated record. Gene Ontology annotation, biological process: regulation of DNA-templated transcription. Gene Ontology annotation, molecular function: DNA binding. NCBI's taxonomy places the organism in Eukaryota, Metazoa, Arthropoda, Malacostraca, Decapoda, Penaeidae. The transcript has 4 exons.